Molecule: messenger RNA, 2221 nt
Organism: Cloeon dipterum
Lineage: Eukaryota; Metazoa; Arthropoda; Insecta; Ephemeroptera; Baetidae
Product: glutamine synthetase-like
Exons: 8
Coding region: 164-1261 (365 amino acids)
Biological process (GO): centriole replication
Cellular component (GO): cytoplasm; centriole
Molecular function (GO): glutamine synthetase activity
Source: RefSeq, a predicted model, not a curated record
CUAGAUAUUUAUCCAGUGAGCGCAGCCGCGCCGACCACCAGUUCGGCACCAGCUGCUACACACAACUCGCCUUUGCCAAACGCAACUCGCACUCCCUAGACUGCACAGGCUGCGUGUUCUGUAUGAACUGAAGACAUCCACCUUUUGCCAAACCUAAUUCGAAAUGGCGGCUCCGCUCCAAAACGCCUACACCAACAAGAGAGUGCUGGACAGGUACCUGAGCCUUGAGCAACCCAAAAACGUGAUUUUGGCCACCUACAUCUGGAUCGACGGCUCUGGGGAAAACGUCCGUGGCAAGACCAGGACCCUUGAUAACACUUUUAAGGACGUGUCGGAACUGCCCAUAUGGAACUUCGAUGGCAGCUCAACGGACCAAGCCAUAGGCAAAAACUCCGACGUCUACCUUUAUCCCUGCGCCAUUUACAAAGACCCCUUCCUGAGAGGAGACAACAUCCUCGUCCUGUGCGACACAUACAAAUACAAUGAAAAGCCCACUGAAACCAACCACCGCAAAUCCUGCCUUGAGGUCAUGAAACGCGCAGAGAAACAUGUACCCUGGUUCGGCCUUGAGCAGGAGUACACCCUGCUGGACCAGGACAGGCAUCCCUUUGGCUGGCCAAAGAUGGGAUUCCCCGGACCCCAAGGCCCCUACUACUGCGGCGUCGGUACAAACAAGGUGUUUGGCCGAGACAUUGUCGAAGCUCACUACAAGGCUUGCCUCUACGCUGGUGUCAAGAUCUGCGGCACUAACGCCGAGGUCAUGCCAUCCCAGUGGGAGUUCCAGGUUGGUCCCUGUGUUGGAAUAACGAUGGGUGAUGACCUCUGGAUCGCCAGGUACAUUUUGCAUCGCGUUGCUGAAGAUUUUGGUGUUGUCGUCACCCUGGACCCCAAGCCGAUGCCAGGAAACUGGAACGGCACUGGAGCCCACACCAACUUCUCCACCGAAGCUACAAGAGCGGAGAAUGGCAUCAUUGAGAUUGAGAAGGCGAUCGACAAGCUGUCAAAGCAGCACCUGCGCCACAUCAAAGCUUACGACCCCAAAGAGGGCAAGGACAAUGAGAGACGACUCACUGGACUCCAUGAGACAUCCUCCAUCCACGAUUUCUCUGCUGGAGUGGCAAACCGAGGCUGCAGUAUUCGCAUUCCUCGCCAGGUUGCAGCGGACAAGAAAGGAUACUUGGAGGACAGGCGCCCCUCAUCCAACUGCGACCCAUACAGUGUGUCCGAAGUUCUGGUGCGCACAAUCUGCCUUGACGAAUAAACAGGGUUGUGGCCAAAUUACUCACUGAGCAGCCAGAGGAGUCAGAUUAUAAAGCGCAUCAUCUAAUUUUUGAGCUCGAUGUUUAACUGUUGACAAGUGCAUUUUUCUACACAUAUUUUGCCCAUCUUGAAAAAAAAACUUGAAAUCUGUCCCAGUACUUCUAUAUAUCAUGUCUCGCCUUACUAUACACCUUUUUGGAAGAACUCUAAUUUUGAUGCACGUACACACUCUGUAGAGUAGAGCGUAAGAGGAAAUUGCACAAAUUCACACCUUCCUCACAGACAUUAUUUUUCGAGAAAGGGUAUGAAAAAUGAUUAAGGCGAUGAAUGAAUGCCAUUCUUAUACACAUGCCAAAAGGGGUUUUGAGUAGAUGAGGCAGCUGCAGCAGUGAUGCAUGUCAUUUAUACGUAAAAAGACCCGCAAAGUUUCCAGCUAAGUGAAAUUGUGAAUGUUUGAGGAACAGCGGCAGAUAUGAUAGUUCAUUAAUAAUGCCUCGCACCAAUUCAAGCACAAAUUGACAAAAAAGAAUACGUUGCAUUCCACUCACUAACCCUCUCUAUCUGCGCGCCUGUUUUAUACAAAAUGCUGGAAAUUUCUGAGGACUCUUGCCCAAUUUUAACCUAGAAAUAUUUGUUCAUUGUUGUAUCAACCAAAAUUCUAGUUAGUGAUAUUUGUGUACUUGUCGCGCUACUUCUGCUUUUUAUUGUCUUUCUUGCCACUUGUUGACGAGUGUGAAAUUGAAAAUUGUAUUUUAAAAAUGCUGUUUCAUAUUUUAAAUGUACUUGUUUUAAAUGAUGCAUAUAAAUGUUAUAAUGUAAAUUGUUUCUGCGACCAUUGAAAAAGCCACUUCGUGCAACCCAUUUUAAAGUGUUAAAGGGGCGAUAUUUUAUUAAUUUGCUUAUACACAAUAAAUAUAAUCAUGAAUAAAAGGAAUGGUGACAACGCAAGGAAAUAAAUGCA